AUGUCUCCCGCACACUCGGACACACUUGCCUUUGAAGCCCAAGUCGCGGACCUCAAAGCACGCUUAUCAGAAGUUGAAGAAGGAUUGCUUGCUCUGAAGUGGGAUAUGAGUCUUGCGGAGCUUGAAGCAAGUGUUUUGGCGAGGGAGGUGAAGGCCGUGGAGAUUGAGGCGGAGAGGCUCAAAUGGUUGAAGAAGCGGGAGAGGGACGGGAACAUGACGGAGGAGGAGAAGGAGAAGGGCAGGAAGAGGGUCAGGAGGGUUUUGGAGGGGAUCAAUGGGGAUAAGGAGAGUGGCGAGUUAGAUGUUAGGGAAGAAGGUGGUGGGGAGGAAGAGCAUGAGAGGGAGGGUAGUGGUGAGGUUAAGCGGGUGUUAGAGGUAGUGGAGAAAUUGAAGGAAAGAUUGUAG
Molecule: messenger RNA, 405 nt
Organism: Parastagonospora nodorum SN15
Lineage: Eukaryota; Fungi; Ascomycota; Dothideomycetes; Pleosporales; Phaeosphaeriaceae
Exons: 1
Coding region: 1-405 (134 amino acids)
Source: RefSeq, a predicted model, not a curated record